CUUUCGAAAUUUACGGGUGCAAAGUAGCCCAUGCAGCUGCAGAAGAAGUCGCUGUCGCUUUUCCGGGUCGCAUUGCGCUUGUUCACGACACUGACAACAUAAAAUCACGUGCAUAAAAGUCAGCAUUAUUUAAUUUUUACCCAUAUUGUGGAGUGUAGUGGGCAGAGAGUCGCUGACGUACCGCUGCCACUAGCAACAACAAAUACAACAAACGGGGCAAGAAAGUAACACAAACAAAGCACCUUGUUUGCCGUUACUUGCCGCUGCCGCCACCUGCCGACAACAAUAACAACAAAACAGGCACACGCAUAAAAAGAUAAUGAUGGCCAAAAGCGAUAAGGAAAUACUGGCCAAUUCCAUGUAUGAAGACGAUCCCAAUGGCAAUUCAGCACCCACGUCAAUUGAUCAGGAGCAAGGGCAGUUGGCGGCGAGUGAAGCGGCAACGGCGGAUCCAACAAAUAUUGCGGCAGCGAUUUCCCCACGAUGGGGACCACAAAAUAAAGGUGCACAGGAGCUAGCAUCACUCUACAGUCCAGGUAAACGGGCCCAGGAAGUCGUUUGUGUUUACACCUGCAUCGGCCUGAUGAUCAUAAAUUUGGCAUUAAUCAUGAGUCACAUGCGUUGGGAACGCAUCAGCGUCACCUUCUUCUCUGCACUGUGUGGCAUUCUGACGGCAGACUUCGCAUCGGGCCUGGUGCACUGGGCAGCGGAUACAUGGGGCUCGGUUGACUUGGCUGUAAUUGGAAAGAACUUUUUGCGACCGUUUCGUGAACACCAUUUGGAUCCCACGUCAAUAACGCGACACGAUUUUAUUGAGACAAAUGGCGAUAACUUUAUGGUUGGCAUACCCAUACUUGGAUAUUUAGCGCAUUAUUUUUAUAUCAAAUCGCCGGGCGAGAUACAACAGAAUUUCGGAUGGAUAGCGUAUGUGUUUCUAUGCUCCAUUUUUGUGGCUAUGACGAAUCAGAUACACAAGUGGUCGCAUACAUAUUGGGGCCUACCCAGAUGGGUGCUAUUGCUGCAAAGCUGUCAUAUAAUUCUGCCGCGCAAACAUCAUCGUAUACAUCAUGUGGCGCCGCAUGAGACGUACUUUUGCAUAACCACCGGCUGGUUAAACUGGCCACUGGAGCUGCUCAGAUUUUGGUCAUCUUUUGAGUUUAUUAUUGAGCGUUUGACGGGCUUGAAGCCGCGUGACGAUGACCUGAAAUGGGCUAAGAAACUCACAUAGCUAUGCUGUCCAGCGACUGUAUAUAACUCUUGGACCAAGCAGCGUUUACAAAGCUUACCAAUUAAAAAAACAAACCAAAGAAAGCUAGAACAGAAGUCACGUAUAAUAAUUAUAAAUUAUAUUUUGCACAACGAAAAAUAUUGUAUGUAAGGUCAACUUAUUCAUGUAAAAGCUGACAAUUAACACAAGGAAAGUGUUUUUGAAGAACACUUUAGUUUAAGUAGAAAUGGUUCGUGCAUUGUCGUUUUUGUAUUUCUUUAUAGACUCGCGCAAACCUAAAGACACAUUUGAUCUCGCUACUUAUUACCAUAUACAACGAGUGAGCCUUAUAAACAUACAGACUAUGUGAAGCUAGCACAGAUAUAUGCUUGUUAAAAAUGUUGAGAAUAUUUUUUACUACUUUACAAAUAAAAAAAAACAGCUUGAAUAGCAAAAAUUUUUAUAGAAAAUAUAAAAACAAAAUAAUUUUCAAUACAUUUCAAAGCUUCUGAGGCUAUAUGAGUAAAUAAAUAAUUAUAUUUGCUAUUUAUAUAUACGUAUACAGUGAUGGCCAUAUAAUUAGUGACACCAAUUAUUUAUUAGGAGUUUAUGUUACCCUUGAUACAUACAUUAAAAAAGCUUUUUAGCACCUUAAGGAUGCGAAGGCUUACCCAUCUAGUUACAGUUUGUUACAAGUGUUGUUUAUAGUUAUAGUUUGUGAGCACAUUAUUUUUUAAACAUAAUUAUUAAUAAUCAUUUUGAGGAAUUUUAUACUAUAACUCUUUCCAUGGACCAAUUUUAAUAUUCUUGAUAGACUUAAAAACGAAGGUAGUGUGCAUAAUACCUAAGCAAUCGAAAUGCAUUUGGUAAUUUAUUGCUUAGAAUUUGCCUUAUUCCCAACCACGAGCGCAUGUUCAAUAUUUCAUAUCUAAGAGUUACAUUUUACAAUCAGGAUUAAAAAAAAAUAGUCAAGCAAAAUAGUAAUGGAUAAAAUAAUUUUAUUAAGCUGUUCACAAUUAUAUAGCUACCACUGUAUAUAUAAAUGAUAUAUAUGUAUAUACUAUAUACUAUAUAAAGAGCGCUGAAUGCAAUCAAUAAAGUGACUUAAAAACUUGCCUUAUAAGAAAUCAUUUAUGUAUGUGUAUAUGUGUAACUAUAAUAACAGAACCUAAAAGACAGUCAACAUUUUUAAAAGUAGCUAAGCAAAUAUUUUAGUACGCAUAUUUUUAAGCAAUUAAGUGGCACAUGUAAAAUUUAGAAUUAACAACAAACACAAACUAAACUAUGACAGUGUAAUGUGAAUUACAAGCCUAAGCAACUAAAUUUAUACAUUUUGUAAACAAAAAACACUUUAUAAAUUUAUACAUAUUCGCGCCUCGCAAUGACUUGGACUGCUAAAAAAAAUGUUGUUAAAGAAAUUAAUUCGAAGUGAGCAAUAUUUAUUGUGAUUAAAAACCAUGAAGCUGAUUUUAAAACGUAGUUUUAUAUUCUAUAUUAAAUAUAAAUUCGCCCAGCCCUAAAUCACAAUAAAAUAAGCAGAAGAUAUAGGUUUUUAGCAUUUGUAAGGAAAGUAGUUUCAGUGCCUAGUUGCGUUCAUACAAAUGGAUAAGCAGAACUUAUUAUAAAAGAUUUUGUAAAUUAAAUUCGAUAACCAUUAAAUUGAUAAAUGCACUUUACACAAAGAAUAAGUUCUUGGUUUUUAGUUUUCCGUUAAUAAUAUGAAAGCUUAAAUCAUCCCUUAGUAAUCCUAACUCAAUCACCUCGAGAUAUUUUAUUAAUUUGCAAAAAAUUAUUUAGUAAUAAUUUUUAUAAAUAAGCUGUAAUAUGAAGUAGUCCGAUAAUUAUAAUAUACUGUCCAAAUUUGAGGAACAUAAUAACACAAAAUUUGUGGUAUUUUGGUGAACAACUUUUUUCCAUACAAGAACUUAUAUAUUGAACAAUUGUUCCUAUAAGCACCAAGCAUGAAGCAUCCUUUGGGAUCUUGUAGAAACAUGUAUAAUUUGGGUUGCGUUCCCUGCUUCUUGUUUUUUUUUUGCAGAAUAGACCCCCAACCUUUUGAGUAGUGGUAUCAAGAGGUAAACAAUAUUUUUAAAUAAAUAAAUAUCAACAUUAAAUAUA
This is a messenger RNA of Drosophila grimshawi, 3325 nucleotides long. It is a transcript of the gene Kua, whose product is annotated as plasmanylethanolamine desaturase. The record is from RefSeq and is a predicted model, not a curated record. The transcript has 7 exons. Gene Ontology annotation, molecular function: oxidoreductase activity. Bases 320 to 1228 code for a protein of 302 amino acids. NCBI's taxonomy places the organism in Eukaryota, Metazoa, Arthropoda, Insecta, Diptera, Drosophilidae.